GACUGCGAUAGCGAGUUAAAAGGGAGGCAAGUGAACAAAGUUACAUUGAAGGGAGGGGGGGCUAAAGAGGAGGGAAAGUAUUUUGAUUACGGUAUUAAAACUAAACCGGACUUAUUUCGCGGGGAAGCGGUCGCCCACUUUUAAGGAUUAACAUUUGCACAGUCUUUUGCCGCCUCUAGGAAACGACGUAUCGUAUGUAGCGAGAUAGCUUCCUUGCUAGCGAGCUAGCUAAGUUCAUCAGGAGAUUUUUAGGACAAGCCCGUAAGCCAAGAUGCCGCUGGCACAGCUGGCGGACCCCUGGCAGAAGAUGGCCUUGGGGAAUGCGGAGAGCGAGGUCUUCGAGGAAUCCAUGGGUGAAGAUGAAAUGUCAAUGUGCAGCGACGAAGGCUCGGUGAAAGAGAUCAACAUCACGCACCAUGUAAAGGAAGGGUCUGAGAAGGCUGACCCCGAGCAGUUUGAUAUCCGCAAGGUCCUUGGACAGGGCUCAUUUGGCAAGGUGUUCCUGGUGAAGAAGAGGACUGGGCCAGAUGCUGGGCAGCUCUAUGCCAUGAAGGUGUUGAAGAAGGCAACACUCAAAGUUCGAGACCGGGUUCGGACCAAGAUGGAGCGCGAUAUCCUGGUGGAGGUCAAUCACCCUUUCAUUGUCAAGCUGCACUAUGCUUUCCAGACUGAAGGGAAACUCUACCUGAUCUUGGACUUCCUUCGGGGAGGAGACCUCUUCACUCGCCUGUCCAAAGAGGUGAUGUUCACAGAGGAGGACGUGAAGUUCUACCUGGCAGAGCUAGCACUGGCCCUGGACCACCUGCACAGCUUGGGCAUCAUUUACAGAGACCUCAAACCAGAGAACAUUCUUCUGGAUGAACAGGGCCAUAUCAAGCUGACAGACUUCGGGCUGAGUAAGGAAGCCAUCGAUCAUGAAAACAAGGCCUAUUCCUUCUGUGGUACAGUGGAGUACAUGGCACCGGAGGUUGUGAACCGCAGAGGCCACACCCACAGUGCUGAUUGGUGGUCAUAUGGCGUGCUCAUGUUUGAGAUGUUGACAGGAACACUGCCUUUCCAAGGGAAAGACCGAAAGGAGACCAUGACAAUGAUCCUAAAGGCCAAGCUUGGUAUGCCGCAGUUCCUGAGUCCAGAAGCACAGAGCCUCCUGCGGAACUUGUUCAAACGCAACCCUGGCAAUAGACUAGGGGCUGGCCCCGAUGGAGUGGAGGAGAUCAAAAGACAUCCGUUCUACUCCACAAUAGACUGGAACAAAUUAUUUAGAAGGGAAAUCACCCCACCCUUCAAACCUGCGUCUGGUAGACCUGACGACACAUUCUACUUUGACCCUGAAUUCACAGCGAAAACGCCAAAAGACUCACCAGGCGUACCUCCCAGUGCCAAUGCCCACCAGCUGUUCAGAGGCUUCAGCUUUGUGGCCAUCACCACAGAGGAGGAAUGUGAACAGUCACUGCAGAGCACCAGUGUCAACUCCAUUGUACAGCAGCUGCACAGGAGCCCCGUGCAGUUUAGCGAUGUAUAUGACGUUAAGGAAGACAUUGGCGUGGGCUCCUACUCCAUCUGCAAGCGCUGCAUCCAGAAGAGCACCAAUAUGGAGUUUGCUGUAAAGAUCAUCAACAAGGCCAAGAGGGACCCCACUGAGGAGGUGGAGAUCCUGUUGCGUUACGGGCAGCAUCCCAACAUCAUCACGCUAAAGGAUGUGUAUGAUGACGGGCGCUCUGUGUACCUGGUCACAGAGCUGAUGAAAGGGGGGGAGCUGUUGGACAAGAUUCUGCGGCAGAAGUUCUUCUCUGAGAGAGAGGCCAGUGCAGUCCUUCACACCAUCACAAGGACUGUGGAGUACCUGCAUGUACAGGGGGUGGUCCACAGGGACCUGAAACCCAGUAACAUCCUGUACGUUGAUGAGUCUGGGAACCCAGAGUCCAUCAGAAUUUGUGACUUUGGCUUCGCUAAGCAGCUUCGGGCAGAGAAUGGCCUGCUGAUGACUCCCUGCUACACUGCCAACUUUGUGGCCCCUGAGGUGUUGAAGAAGCAGGGAUAUGAUGCAGCCUGCGAUAUCUGGAGCCUGGGGGUGUUGCUGUUCACCAUGCUGACAGGGUUCACUCCCUUCGCUAAUGGGCCUGACGACACCCCAGAGGAGAUCCUGGCUCGGGUCGGCAGCGGAAAGUUUGCUCUGACAGGAGGCUACUGGAACACUGUCUCUGCCGAGGCCAAGGACCUGGUGUCAAAGAUGCUGCACGUGGACCCUCACCAGAGGCUGACUGCUGCCCAGGUCAUCAGACAUCCCUGGAUCGUCCACAAAGACCAGCUGCCAAAGUAUCAGCUCAACAGACCAGAUGCUCCCCACUUGGUCAAGGGCGCGAUGGCUGCCACGUACUCCGCCCUCAACAGGAACGUGGCCCCGAUGCUGGAGCCCGUGGGCUGCUCCACGCUCGCUCAGCGCAGGGUGAUGAAGAAGCUCACCUCCACCGCCCUGUGACCCGUUUGCCUGGCACUGCUGGAACAUGCCUCAUUCAUGAGUGUGUUGGCACAGGCCAGGACACGCCCUGGGAGCUGCAUUCAUAACCAACACGGGGCUCCUGCCUGGCAUUCACACAUCAGGAGCUUCAACACCAAAUAGGGGCACAGGAAACCGAAAACAGAAAAAUACAAAUUCCCUUCAAUCAAGAGAAUCAACAAGAUUUUGCAUGUAUAAUCAUCCCUGCCUCCAAUCCAAGAACGCGUUUAAGGCUUUCUUUUUCAUUGGAAAUUUAGCUACUGUAUAUAUUUUUGUAAUAAUUAGAUAUAUUUACUUGCAAGGGUAUGAAUAUAAUAAAUAAAAUAAAGGAUUUCAAUAUAGGCUGGUAUUUAAAGAAAAUAUUUUUAGCUCAAAUUGAUUGUGUUGAAGAUCUGGGGACAUCCACUUUGAGAUGCUGCAGGGUGCUUUGUGGGCAUCCAGUCUAUAAAGGCAAUCUCCUCCUGGUCAGAGUCCGACCUCUUCCGGCAAGUUAAUGCUAUAACCAUGGGCAAUCGCAAUUCUGAAUCGUUGCUUUUGUCGUGAUCUCCGAUACAUAUUCAAUUACAUAAUUCGAGUUAAAUAUUUUCUGUGAGUCAGCAAAUAAUAGAAACAACCCUAUAGCACUGAUUUACGUUGGCUGCUGAUGCGAUUCCCGCAACAAGUAUCAUUCCUUUAAAUGGAGCAAGAGAGAAUAUUCACGCAACUGUGAGAAUUAUUUUACAUUAGAGCAGAGUUACGACCAGCAUUAGUGCGGCUUGUAGACAUUAUCCACACAGUCCAUUAUCCACCAGGGGGCAUGUUGGUCUCUUCAGAUCUUUUGCUGUACAUGGCUCGUCUUGUGUGGUAGUAGAGUGCCUAGAAUACUUUAGGAAAGUGACAUUACAUUCUUAGAUCCACUGCCCAUUCCAGUUUUUUUUUUUUUUGUUUUUUAGCUAUUUUUACGAUUUAAAUUCAAUAUUUUGAGUAAUAAAUGUUUCCGUACCAUUUCUUUUUUUUUUUUUCAUUCUUAUCUUGAUUUCUUGAUUUACCCCAUUCUGAACAGCAAUGGGAUAGCCCUGUACAUACAUUGUCCACAAGCAAAGGAGAUGCACGUUUUACAAAUGGCAUGAGGCCAGUUCCUGGUUCUCUUUACUCCAGCUGGGCCUGUGUCAUUACACUCUAGGACUGCAGAAGGUGCAGUUUCCACAGGAAGACCACAGUGACCAGACUGGCCAGUGGAGUGAAGAGGCAGGGAAUACCCUGCCAGCUCAAACGGGUUGUCGUUUCCUGGACAACGCCAUGGUGCUGCUCAGGUUUUCAUCUGGGCCAUAGGUUAGAACUGCACUGAAACUGAUGCUUUAGCUGUGCAAACCAGGAUUGUUGUUGUACAUUUAAAUCUUUGAUUACCAUGUAAACAAUGUGUAGUGUUACAGUGCAGCAAAGAAAUUGCCCAAUCAUACAUUUUUUGACAUUUGUUAUUGGUAACACAUGGGAAGGGCGUUAUAUUAGGAGGACAUUGUUGUGUGUGAUGUCUACAUUUAUCCAUCCUUCAUUCUUAGCCCAUAAGUGGCUAAAUACAAUUAUUUCAGAAUGCAUAGAAUUUAGAAUGACCACUAAAGGUGUUAUCAUUUCUACAACGUCAUUAUAACUAGGAGCUAGUCUUAAGAUAUUAUGCUAAACCUAAUACAGCACCAAGCUAGAGUGGUACGUAGCUACUCCCAAAGCAGAACAGAAUCAUUUUGCUAUCUCCCCUCAUUGAAUGUAUCAUCAGCUGCAGUAAAAACCACAUUUAGAGGAAAAACCUACAGAUAUGUUCUUGUAGCUUGGUUCUGAUUCUGUCAGAUUGCAUUGGAAAAGUGCUGUUUGAACUGCACCGACAAAUGCAGUUCUUCCUCCUCAUGAUCCUCUGCUGCUCUUCACUGUGGACUACUGGAUGGGAAAUCCAUGAGAUCAGUCUGAGGUCUCCUGCUGUAUCUUAUUUUCUUCCUCUUUACAAAUCAAAAUAAGGGAUAUAUGGGAGUAUGAGGGAUGUAAUGAAUGCAGGUAAAAGUAACAUUCAUUGCAGUUUUUAAGAGAUGAUUAAAAGCUCAGAUGUAUUUUUUUAUGUGAAUGGAAUCAGAUUUUCUACUUCCCUGCACAUGGCUCGUCAGGGUGAUAUGUAUGGCCUAGGGAUUGGGAAGAUUUCUGUUUUGUUUAAUUUUAGUUUGUGUAAUUUUAAGUAUUUGGUGGCAGGGUUAGACUGUUUGCUCAGGUCCUGGAGUGAAAAUGUAUUGUGGAGGCUGGGUAACAUGCACUUAUGCUCUAGUGACCCGUUUUAUCUCUAUAUAUUCCUAUCUUCAGAUUUUAUGAGCACUGGAAAUGUUUCUGGUUAUGUAUUUAUCAUGUCUAGGCAAGCUGUUUCAGCUAUCUUUUUGUAAUCUUAGUGAAAAAAAAUUUAUAAGAAUAAAAGAAUGCUAUAUGUA
Messenger RNA from Conger conger (European conger), 4938 nucleotides. RefSeq names its product ribosomal protein S6 kinase alpha-3. Gene Ontology annotation, biological process: intracellular signal transduction; protein phosphorylation. Lineage: Eukaryota; Metazoa; Chordata; Actinopteri; Anguilliformes; Congridae. Gene Ontology annotation, molecular function: ATP binding; magnesium ion binding; ribosomal protein S6 kinase activity. Bases 272 to 2479 code for a protein of 735 amino acids. The transcript is spliced from 22 exons. The record is from RefSeq and is a predicted model, not a curated record.